AUGGCCUCCGCCCGCCUCGUCGCGCUCGCCGCCUCCCUCCUCCUCCUCCUCCUUCUCCUCACCCUGGGCCCGGGCCAGGAGGCGCGCGCGGCGGACGACGGCGAGGUGCGCGCGCUGCUGGCACUGGGGGCCGCGCUGGACCUGACGGGUCGCCUGCUCCCGUCGUGGGCUCCCGGCCGCGACCCCUGCGCGCCGCCGCCGUCGGGGGGGUUCGAGGGCGUCGCGUGCGACGCCCGCGGCGCCGUCGCCAACGUCUCGCUUCAGGGGAAGGGGCUCGCCGGCACGCUCCCGCCCGCCGUCGCGGGGCUCCGCUCCCUCACCGGCCUCUACCUCCACUACAACGCGCUCCGCGGCGGCAUCCCGCGGGAGCUGGCGGCGCUCGCAGCGCUCACCGACCUCUACCUCGACGUCAACAACUUCUCGGGGCCCAUCCCACCGGAGAUCGGCGCCAUGGCGUCACUGCAAGUGGUGCAGCUCUGCUACAACCAGCUCACCGGGAGCAUCCCCACGCAGCUGGGCAACCUCAGCAGGCUCACCGUGCUGGCCCUGCAGUCCAACCGCCUCAACGGCGCCAUCCCGGCCAGCCUCGGCGACCUGCCGCUGCUCGCGCGCCUGGACCUCAGCUUCAACGCCCUCUUCGGCUCCAUCCCCGUCAGGCUCGCGCAGCUGCCCCGCCUCGUCGCGCUCGACGUCAGGAACAACUCGCUCACCGGCAGCGUGCCCGCCGAACUGGCCGCCAAGUUGCAGGCCGGCUUCCAGUACGGGAACAACAGCGACCUGUGCGGCGCCAGGCUGCCCGCGCUCCGCCCGUGCGCCCCGGCGGACCUCAUCGACCCCGACAGGCCCCAGCCCUUCAGCGCAGGCAUCGCGCCGCAGGUCACGUCCUCCUCCGGCGGCGACGGGCGCGCGCCGUCUACCAGGGCGCUUGCGGCAGUGGUUGUCGCCGCCGUGGCCCUCCUGGCGGCCACGGGGGUCGCCCUGUUCGCGCUCUCGUGGCGCCGGUGGCGCCGGCAGAGGGCCGCGGGGGGCUCGCCGUCUUCGAUCUCCGGCGGCCGGUGCAGCACCGAGGCCGCGCCUUCGGCGGCGAAGGCGUCGCCGUCGGCUCGCAAGAGCGCGUCGUCGGCGCUGGCGAGCCUCGAGUACUCCAACGCCUGGGACCCGCUGGCCGACGCGCGCGGCGGGCUGGGCUUGUUCUCGCAGGACGUGCUGGCACAGAGCCUGCGGAUCAGCACGGAGGAAGUGGAGUCCGCGACGCGCUACUUCUCGGAGCUCAACCUCCUCGGGAGGCGCGGCAAGAAGGCCGGCGGCCUCGCGGGCACGUACAGGGGCACGCUGCGCGACGGCACCUCGGUGGCAGUGAAGCGGCUGGGCAAGACGUGCUGCCGGCAGGAGGAGGCCGACUUCCUGAGGGGGCUGAGGCUGCUCGCCGAGCUCCGGCACGACAAUGUGGUCGCGCUGAGGGGGUUCUGCUGCUCCAGGGCGCGCGGGGAGUGCUUCCUCGUCUACGACUUCGUGCCCAACGGCUGCCUGUCGCAGUUCCUCGACGUCGACAUCGACGCCGACACUGCCGGCGGCGGCAGCGGCCGUGUCCUCGAGUGGUCCACGAGGAUCUCCAUCAUCAAGGGCAUCGCCAAAGGAAUUGAGUAUCUGCACAGCACAAGGACGAACAAGCCCGCUCUCGUCCACCAGAACAUCUCAGCGGACAAGAUCCUGCUGGACUACACGUACAGGCCCCUCAUCUCCGGGUGCGGCCUGCACAAGCUCCUCGUGGACGACCUCGUCUUCUCGACGCUCAAGGCCAGCGCCGCCAUGGGGUACCUCGCGCCGGAGUACACCACCGUGGGCCGCUUCUCGGAGAAGAGCGACGUCUACGCGUUUGGGGUCAUCGUGCUCCAGGUGCUCACCGGCAAGAGGAAGGUGACUACGACUCAGCUGCCAGACAACGUCGAUGAGCUCGUCGACGGCAAUCUGCAGGGGAAUUACUCGGCGUCUGAGGCCGCCAAGCUGGCGACGAUCGGCUUGGCUUGUACCAGCGAGAACCCGGACCAGAGGCCGACGAUGGCGGAGCUGCUCCAAGAACUGGGCACCAUCUGA
Messenger RNA from Miscanthus lutarioriparius, 2094 nucleotides. The record is from the annotation of a GenBank genome assembly. Lineage: Eukaryota; Viridiplantae; Streptophyta; Magnoliopsida; Poales; Poaceae.